Messenger RNA from Coccidioides immitis RS, 489 nucleotides. RefSeq lists its product as uncharacterized. The transcript has 3 exons. Lineage: Eukaryota; Fungi; Ascomycota; Eurotiomycetes; Onygenales; Onygenaceae. Bases 1 to 489 code for a protein of 162 amino acids. The record is from RefSeq and is a predicted model, not a curated record.
AUGGCUCCUAAGCGAGCGACGGCUCGUGGCUCCCGGGGUGGACGGUGUGGUAGCACCGUCACCAGAGGAAAAGGGGUUGGUCGGGGAAGUGGGACGGGGAAGGUCACCUUCUCACUCCUGGAGAGUGAGAAGGGAGAGGAGAAUGGAGGUGAAAGCCCCGUCGCUGAACGGUGGACUGUCGGGUGUAGGAUCCUGCUGAGCGGAACCUACCCCGGCAAGGGAAAAGACAGAGCCUACUGGCGUAGGCAGCUGGGAUGGCUCGGUACCAAGAACCAAAGAAUACACCACCGAUACGAGGCGGUUGGUGACCCGACCAGUCCAAAAAACGACCGCCGCCGAUACCUCUGGGUCCUGGAGAAGGGCGAGUGGAUCGGCAAGGGCGAGUGGAUGGAGUAUAAGGACCUUAUCCUUGAGUGUAGCCGCGCGGGCACGCGGCCACACACUUGGAAAGGCUUCCUUGCUGGACGGACCAGCGCGGGCGCUGGGUAA